Molecule: messenger RNA, 555 nt
Organism: Prunus mume (Japanese apricot)
Lineage: Eukaryota; Viridiplantae; Streptophyta; Magnoliopsida; Rosales; Rosaceae
Source: RefSeq, a predicted model, not a curated record
AUGGACUGUAGUGAUCAAUUCACAACUUAUUCGAUAUUCAAUGGUAGAGAUGCAUUACUUAGAUGGGCUCGUGAACAAGGGAAAAUGAAUAAUAUUGUCAUUGUAAUUAAAAGGUCUGAUUAUGGAGGUGAGGACAAGAGGAGUCCUCGUGUAAUACUUGCUUAUGAGAGGAACACACAUCAAUGCCAAACUGGCCCUAAGUCCUGCAAGUCUAGUGAGACAACUGAUAUAAGGUCGGAUGCAAAUAGUGAUAUGAAAAAAUGUGCUAGGGACACUGGUACCAAGAAAUGUGGAUGCCUAUUUUUGUUAAAAGGUGUCAAUAUUGGUGAUGGGGAUGAUUGGAAGUUGGAGGUGGUUUGUGAAGUACACAACCAUCCUAUUUCAAAGUAUCUUCAAGGUCAUUCAUUUGUGGGGCGACUUUCUAUAGAGGAGAAUGCCUUGUUGGUGGACAUGUCUAAGAGUUUGGUGAAACCCAUAGAUAUUUUGGUCACCAUUAAAGAUAGAGAUGCAAUGAAUGUUUCAACUAUGAAGACAAUACACAAUGCCAGGAUUUGA